This is a messenger RNA of Caenorhabditis remanei, 1278 nucleotides long. RefSeq lists its product as uncharacterized. The transcript is spliced from 4 exons. NCBI's taxonomy places the organism in Eukaryota, Metazoa, Nematoda, Chromadorea, Rhabditida, Rhabditidae. The record is from RefSeq and is a predicted model, not a curated record. The coding region runs from base 1 to 1278 and encodes 425 amino acids. Gene Ontology annotation, biological process: autophagy.
AUGGAUGUCGAUUUCCAAACCAUACACUGCAAAGAAUUCGAUCAGAAAUGUCUUCUUGUAAAACUCUCUGAUGGAUCUUCCAAGACAUUCAGUUUCAACGUCAAAACCAUGGCAUUCGAACCCAUGUGUUGCUCCGAUUGUGCUCCAACUCAAAUGGACAGCGACUUGACUCCACGUCACACGGAAUGGUGUCCUCAUACCAGAAACACCGUCGUCUUCGCUUAUAAUCAUGUUCUCAAAAUGGAACUCAAGUAUCGUUUCGACUGUGAAUCCGGAAGUUUCCAUGAGAUUGAAUGCAAGGAGUGUCAUCUGAAUCCAGCGAAAAGAACUGAUCCAAAACAAAUAGUUUUGGUUGCAACAUCACCAAAAUCAAAGAGAGCCAUCGUGUUGACAAUGAGCAAAAAAGAAAGAGUUCAAAAGAUGCAGUACGAUGAGAAAGAGAAGAAAUAUGUGGAUAUGGAACCGACUCCAAUCAAAUCUUUAACUUUGAGAUCAGUCGUUGUUCAGGAGAAAGAAACUGAAGAUGUCACUCAAUUUUUGGAGGAUCUCGACUUAAAUGGAAAGAAAGAUGAAGAAGAAGCGCAAGUGAUGGAAAGUGAUCUUAUCGCAAUGUACAAAGAGAAAAGUCGUGUUCUUCCGAAUGAAAUCAUCCUUGUUGCCAAGAAUCGACAUACUGGAGAGUUUGGAACAUAUGUGUUCGAUAGAUACAUUCACCAAUUCCUUCAUGUUAACCUUCCGGAUAUUAAAAUUGAUUCGGAAAGACGCCAGAUUCCUCUUCAACAAUGCAUCGUGUUGACGAUGAGUUCGAAGACUCAAGAAGGAAUUAAUCUUCAACAUAAACCAGGACAAGAAGGAGUUCAGAAGUAUAUGUAUAAUCGCCAAUUGGGAAUUUUCGAAGCGAUGAAAGAAACAUUUGUGAUUCAAAAGGCAACAGACAUUGAUAAAUGGAUCAAGAAGGUCUUUGAGGAAUGCCCUUGCUACACACGAAAAGUUCACGGAAUCGUCGAUUUCUUGAGAAAUGUCAAGCCGUACAUGAUAGAUCAAACAGGUGUUCAACAAAAGAAACCAGAAGUUCAACUAACAGAAACGGCGACAAAGGAGGAAGCGAUCCCAUCGGGUAUCACUUCGACUAGCGGCGUUUCUGUAGAGACCGACUUCUCUGAAGACACCGACAACAGUGAAGACUCGUCCGCCUCCUCGUCAUCCGAUACGGAGACCGACGACUCGGAUUCAUUUGAAAUUAUUUCUAGUGAAGAACUCACUCAAUCAAAAGAGUAA